Mangifera indica (mango) is the source of this 1610-nucleotide messenger RNA. RefSeq names its product methyl-CpG-binding domain-containing protein 2-like. Bases 268 to 1341 code for a protein of 357 amino acids. NCBI's taxonomy places the organism in Eukaryota, Viridiplantae, Streptophyta, Magnoliopsida, Sapindales, Anacardiaceae. The record is from RefSeq and is a predicted model, not a curated record. Gene Ontology annotation, molecular function: zinc ion binding; DNA binding. The transcript is spliced from 6 exons.
UUUAAAAAUGAUAAAAUAUUAUUAUCACGUUAGCUUGUGUUAUCUUCCUCCCUGUCUCCGUCUCCCUCUCCGUCUGUGUCUCAUUUUUCUCUCACUCUCACCUACGACGAACCCGUAGAAGAAGCUGUAGAAACCUGUAAAGAAAUCAUCCAAUAUUUUCACUGAUUAUGCAGUCAACAUUUGUGGACUUAACAAUUCAGUCUGGGUCACAACAUAGCUCUUGGCAGAGUUGACAUUGUCUCUCCGUCUCUUACCAACAAUUGAAAAAUGUGGCUAAGAUCUGUUCAAAUGCAGUCAGAUCCUGGAAAAGCUUCUGCUCUGGUGGAAAAGGAUGAAAAUAACUUGAUUGGUUUGAAUUUGGCAAGUAACCAGGAUAAUUCUCAUCGAGAACCUAUAGAUUUGUCUUCUUCAACCUCUUCAUCAUCAUCUUCUGAUGAUGAGUCUAUUGAGACACAGUAUCUGACUAAUGGGAAUGCUUCCAAACAAUUGGUGCUUUAUGAUCCAAAAGCUAAUGGGACAGGUGAAAUUGUACCUGCUCCUGAACCUGUUCAGUCUCAGCAUCUACCAUUUGGGAGAUGCUUGGGCCCAAAUAUGCAAUCUAGGGUUUUGCCAUCUGUUGGGGCCUUCACGGUUCAGUGUGCCAACUGUUUUAAAUGGAGACUCACCCCAACAAAGGAGAAAUAUGAAGAAAUACGUGAACAUGUUCUAGAAAAUCCAUUUAUAUGUGAAAAAGCUCGUGAAUGGCGGCCUGAUAUAUCAUGUGAUGAUCCAACCGACAUCUCUCAAGAUGGAAGCCGACUUUGGGCUAUUGAUAAGCCCAAUAUUGCUCAACCCCCUCGUGGGUGGCAACGACUAUUAAGGAUCAGAGGUGAAGGGAGUACAAGAUUUGCUGAUGUGUAUUAUGAAGCACCAUCUGGAAAGAAACUUCGUUCGAUGGUCGAGAUUCAAAAGUACUUGAUAGAACAUCCAGAGUAUACCAGAGAUGGCAUAACUCUCUCACAAUUUUCAUUUCAAAUCCCCAAGCCCUUGCAGGAAAACUAUGUGAGAAGGCGUCCUGCUAAAGUGACUGUUGCUCAAGAUACUAUUAAAUCUCUUGAUCCUAAUGAAGUGAAUCCUCUAGGUUGGGCAGGGCCAGAUAGCGAUACAAACUUGCAGCUUGGAAGGCCAGCACUUCCACCUCUACCAUUUGAGACGCCUGUAUUAGAUCCUGUUCCUCGGCCAGCAAAGAAAGUGAAGACAACCCCAUCAAAGCAGUUGUACAGUAAUAAUCUGAUGUGUAAUCAGCAGCAGGUGACAGUAGAAGAGCCUGGUCAAUCUAGAAACAGUAGUAGUGAUCUGUAAGUGGUGUAAUGUUCUUCCUUUUGGUUUUUUUUUUUUUUUUGGGUGAAGUGACGAAGAAUACUUGUAUUCUACAUAUCUAACUCUGUAGUACCAGUUAUCGUUUUGAGAGAAGGGAGAGUUGAGAGGAUGGAUUGGUAUAAGCUUCAUUCUGUUUAUAAAACAAUAGUUUAUACCAGAUCCAAUACUCUUGUCACAUUUAGAAAAUCUGUUGUGAAAAUACGACUGUAUGUUCUGAUUUAUCCAGUUUCUGGUCCUACGGAAUUCAUUCA